AUCAUAACAUAACCUUCAAACAAAAACAAAACACAACACAUCGGAAUAAAUAAACGUCUGUAUUUUCUUCUGGAAGAAGUUAUUAAAAUUUGGAUGAAAAUGCCAGUUAGAAACCAAAUAUCCGAAUUUAUGCCUAUGGUUAUCGUAUUUUCAGACGAUGAGCUACCUUAUGAAGAAGAAAUACUGCGCAACCCCUAUUCGGUCAAACACUGGCUACGUUACAUUGACCACAAAAAACAAUCGCCGAACCUCAUCUACGAACGUGCCUUAAAACAGCUACCUGGCAGCUACAAGCUGUGGUACAACUACUUGCUCAUAAGACGUCAACAAGUCAAAAGCAAAUGCCUACUGGAUCCAGAUUUUGAGGCCGUUAACAAUUGUUUUGAACGCUCCCUGGUGUUCAUGCACAAAAUGCCCCGCAUCUGGAUGGAUUACUGUCAAUUUUUAACAGAUCAAAACAAGAUCACGCGCACGCGCAAAGUAUUUGAUAGGGCGCUGAGAGCGCUACCAGUAACACAGCACCAUCGGAUAUGGCCUUUGUAUUUGAAGUUUGUCUCUAAACAUGACAUUCCGGAAACUUCUGUAAGAGUUUUUAGGAGAUACUUGAAGUUGUUCCCAGAAAAUAGAGAAGAAUUUGUGGAAUUUUUGCAAAAAAUUGAUAGGUUAGAUGAAGCAAGUGUUAUUUUAGCUAAAUGUGUAAAUAAUGACAACUUUAUUAGUCGAAAUGGCAAGUCUAAGCAUCAAUUAUGGAACGAACUGUGCGAAUUAAUGUCAAAUAACCCACAAAAAAUUCUAACUUUAAAUGUGGACGCCAUUAUCAGGGGCGGCUUAAGACGUUACACGGACCAGCUAGGUCAUCUAUGGACCAGCUUGGCAAAUUAUUACGUCAGGAGCGGCCUGUUCGAUCGCGCCAGAGACAUUUUUGAGGAAGCCAUACAAACUGUUACAACCGUCAGAGAUUUUACACAAGUUUUUGAUGCAUAUGCUCAAUUUGAAGAGUUAAGCUUGAGCAAGCAAAUGGAAGAAGUGGCUAAAAUUGCUGAGCCAACUGACGACGACAAUGUUGACCUUGAAUUAAGGUUGGCGCGGUUUGAACACUUGAUGGAGAGGCGGCUACUGCUUUUGAACUCGGUUUUGUUGAGGCAAAAUCCGCAUAAUGUACAGGAAUGGCAUAAAAGAGUCCAACUGUAUGAUGGACAACCUCACGAAAUUAUCAAUACUUAUACAGAAGCUGUUCAAACGGUUCAGCCAAAGUUGGCCGUUGGUAAGCUUCACUCCCUCUGGAUCGCCUUUGCCAAAUUCUAUGAACAAAACUCACAGUGUGAAGAUGCCAGACUGAUUUUCGAAAAAGCCACUGAAGUAGAGUACAUCAAAGUAGACGAUUUGGCAACAGUGUGGUGCGAACGAGUUGAAUUAGAGAUCCGUCAGGAGAACUACGAGGAAGCUUUAAAACUGAUGUACCGUGCUACAGCAAUGCCCAAACGUAAAGUGGCCUACUUUGACGAGAAAGAAUCAGUGCAGGCCCGGCUUUAUAAAUCUUUAAAAAUAUGGGCAAUGUACGCAGACUUGGAGGAAAGUUUCGGUACAUUCAAAUCUUGCAAAGCUGUCUACGAUAGGAUUUUGGAUUUAAAAAUUGCAACGCCGCAGAUUAUUAUUAACUAUGGAAUGUUUUUGGAAGAGAACAACUAUUUUGAGGAGGCUUUUAGAGCGUAUGAAAAAGGGAUAUCGUUGUUCAAAUGGCCGAAUGUUUACGAUAUUUGGAAUACGUAUUUGACCAAAUUUCUAAAGAGAUACAAGGGGGACAAAAUCGAGAGGGCGAGGGACCUGUUCGAACAAUGCCUGGAAACUUGUCCAGAAGCCUACUGCAAAAACCUCUACUUACUCUAUGCCAAACUUGAGGAAGAUUACGGAAUGGCCCAUCAUGCAAUGGCAGUUUACGAACGUGCCACACAAGCUGUCUCACAAGAUUCCAUGCUGGAAAUUUUUAAUAUUUACAUCAAAAAGGCAUCGAGCAUUUACGGGAUACCAAAAACCAGGCAGAUAUAUGAAAAGGCUAUUUCUGUCUUACCAGAGAAGGACAUACGGGAUGUUUGUCUAAGAUUCGCCGAUAUGGAAACUAAAUUGGGAGAGAUUGACAGGGCCAGGGGUGUUUAUUCGCACUGUAGCCAGAUUUGCGAUCCUAGGAUUACAGGGGAAUUUUGGCAAACUUGGAAGGAGUUUGAAGUUAAACAUGGGAAUGAGGAGACUAUGAGAGAAAUGUUGAGAAUUAAGAGGAGCGUGCAGGCAACCUAUAAUACUCAGGUUAAUAUGAUGUCAGUCCAAAUGUUGGGAUCAUCCUCACCUCUAGGAACUACAGCCGAUUUAGCACCAGGCGAAAAGGAUGGAAUGCGACUGUUGGAAGUCAGAGCUGCCGAAAUGGCUUCUUCUUCAGGUGCUCAAAAAUCGGCGACCAGCGGUAUAAUGUUUGUUAGAGGCGAAACUCAAGGAGGUAAAAAGGAUAAAGUGGUUAAUCCAGACGAAAUCGAUAUCGAUGCCGACGGGGGUGAAGACGAAGAUGGGGAAGAUGAUGAGGAUCCUGAACCUUUAUUGGAACAAAUAGAGGUGCCUCAGGAAGUGUUUGGCAGUUUGAAAAAGCCUGAUUAAAGUAAAAUGUUAGUACAUUUUUGGCAUAAAAUAAAUAAAUAAUAAUUAUUUUUCAA
This is a messenger RNA of Ceutorhynchus assimilis (cabbage seed weevil), 2699 nucleotides long. The record is from the annotation of a GenBank genome assembly. Lineage: Eukaryota; Metazoa; Arthropoda; Insecta; Coleoptera; Curculionidae.